This is a messenger RNA of Amoebophrya sp. A25, 2024 nucleotides long. NCBI's taxonomy places the organism in Eukaryota, Dinophyceae, Syndiniales, Amoebophryaceae. The record is from the annotation of a GenBank genome assembly.
GUUUGAAAAUGUCGUGUGCCUAUAUUAAUGUCUCCUUGAAAUUUGGUCUCCGAAAAACUGCACUAUGUUUUCUUCUCGCAGUUGCGCUCUUUGACGUUCUCUCCGGAACGAGUAGUGUUGUAGCGGGUGAACCAUCCUCCUUUGCUCCGGUGAUUUGGCUCUACUGGGGACAGGGUUGGAACGAUCGUGCAAAACUUCCUCGUGUAGUCCAAUUUUGUAGAGAUCGUGUUCUUGCGUUGCAUGGACAACAGAUCACACGAAGGGAAGGGCAACAAGUACAAGAGCAGAACGAGAAGGCAGGAAGAAUACCAUGGGAAAUUCGUUUUGUGGAUUCGGAUACUAUUUGGAACUGGAUUGACUUUUCCAGUCCCUCUACUUUAAGCGACUUGCUUCGCGCUGGGGAUAUCGGUUCAAUAAAAUCGCGCCUGAAUAGUAUCAGCGAGAACACACCGCAGAUUUUGAGCGAUCUGGUGAGACUUCUGUUGCUAGUGCAACAUGGUGGACUGUGGAUCGAUGCGUCGGUGAUCCUAUUGGAGCCUCUAGACUGGGUGUACUAUAUUUUCUACGCGCGUCCAGCACUGCAGUCAGUGGGAAUCGAACUCCUCGACAGUUGGGGGCCUCAAGCUUCGCGAUUAGCUGGGCGAUUGUCUGUACUAAGAGAUGCCAGAACAAGCACUUCUGACCCGAGUGCAGCUGUCGCAGGUGGGAUCGUUGGCGCUGCUCCACAGAUGCAGUGCCAAAUUGCACAGAGUUAAGGCUCUAUGAUCGUGAAGAAAUUCAUUUUUCAGCAUCAGCAGAGCGUCGCGGGCGAUGCGUUUUCCAAUGGAAGAAAAGAAGCUACAUAUUGACACAUAUUGACAAGGGUAUGUUGGAAUUUUUUCGCUAUUCUCUAUCUUUUGGUUCCAGUUCUAACGCAUGUGGCUCACGAAGGGCAACGCUAACGCAUCUUCGUUACCGUGCGAGUGGGGACGCGAAGAAGCGCCUGGUUUGGAGGUGAGUUUUCUUGCUGUGCGCAGUCCAGGCAAUGCUUUCCUAUCGCGGAGUCUCAGAGCCUUAUGGCGCACUGCCGUGACGCUGGAGGACGCACCCUGCUAUCAGUUGAACCAAAAACAGGGCUUCGUCACACAGAACCUGGUGUUAAGGGCCAAUGAAUAAACAACAACAUGAACAUCUAUUCAUGGGGCUUUUUCUACUACUACUUACAUAUGUCUCAGUAAACAACAGAAACUCCUAGUCUACUUUUUUCAGUAUCUUGUUGGUUUCUUACGAGACCGUCUCCGUAUCUUGAACUUGGCAGAUCUCUAAUGUUCGGAAAUCCCUAUCACUUGCUGGCUGCAUGCUUUCAGUACGUGCUGCAGUCUGCUCAGCGGGAGCUUGAUGCGACCGGCCACGCACAACUUAAUCGGAGGCGCCGUUUGAGUCGUGUGGCGCAAUACUAUCGCAAUCGGACGGGAUCAGCAAUUGGUAAAAGACUGGAACAGCAUCCACCCUUCGGCAAUAAUGUGAGCAUGCUGACAAAUAAUCAAACACACAUAUCACCCGGAGCACCAAGCUUGAAGAUGACGUCAUCCGAGCGCCGAAGAACGCGCACUGCUGAUCGCAUUGGUGCUGAUCAGCCUGAAGCAGAGUACGUCGUCUCGCAGCAUCCAGGCACAGCCGUUCAUCUUUUCGGAUUGCACCUGGUCGAUCUGCGAUUUCACGUCCCUCUCAAGCAUCCUGCUUGCAGGUUUCCAAGACCAGUUAAUGAUGAGAGCGCGAUAAAUCACAGUGUUCCACGGGAAGAUGUAUCGCGCACCCUCCAUCGCGACAAAGCGAACGUGAUAAAACAGGAAGAAAGUGCAAAUUUAUGUGAAGCAGACGUCGAUGCACAAGCGUUGAAAAUUGCAUUUCGGGCUUCUGAAUACAAGCGAUUUGUAAAACUAACAAAACUGGAAAGGGCUGUGAUAGACGCGAAUCCCCAGCUAUGGACAGAACCAACAAGCUUGUUGUACGCAAAUGCAACAUCGACAGCAAGAAUAGAUUGA